Molecule: messenger RNA, 498 nt
Organism: Cylindrotheca closterium
Lineage: Eukaryota; Bacillariophyta; Bacillariophyceae; Bacillariales; Bacillariaceae
Source: the annotation of a GenBank genome assembly
AUGCCUUAUGCCACUGUCGAAGAAACAGUCACCCAAACCCGCCGAGUUCGAAUUUGUGCGAGGUGCCACCGUCAAAUCGGUUCCAACGCUGAUCUAAAAAAUCUCUCACGAGCGGGCAGUCUGAUUGGGUCUUUGGGUACCUCUUAUGGAGCCUCUGUUAUGGCUGGGGCCGUGUUAGGUCCAGUAGGAAUGAUUGGUGGAGCUAUUGCUGGUUCAUUUGCCGGAGCUCAUGCCGGUGCAAAGGUUGGGACGAAGGCUUCAGAAAUGGCGGAAGACAAUAAGUCACAGCCUUACUGUCCUGAAUGUCAAGCUAUCAUCACCAAGGAAGAACAGGCUCGAGGAGUUGGUAGGACUACGGGUGAAAGUGGUGGCGAAAACAAUGCCAUGGAAUUUCUGAAGCGUGUUUCUGGAUCCAUCCGUGAUACUGUGGAGCAACAAAAGCAGCGAUUUCAAGGGAAUGAAAAGAACCAAAAGAAUGAAUACAAUGAUAAAUGGUGA